Messenger RNA from Aspergillus niger, 171 nucleotides. RefSeq lists its product as uncharacterized. NCBI's taxonomy places the organism in Eukaryota, Fungi, Ascomycota, Eurotiomycetes, Eurotiales, Aspergillaceae. Bases 1 to 171 code for a protein of 56 amino acids. The record is from RefSeq and is a predicted model, not a curated record. The transcript is spliced from 2 exons.
AUGAUUGAUGGAUGGGGGUCUUGGACUCGGUCAAUUGGCGAAUCAUCGUUGACUCCCCUGGCUGUCGAACUAAACCCACCCCCGGACAUCAGACACUCCAUCCAUGGCUUUUAUGCGGAUAAACGUAUCGGGUACACGAAAGAUAAGAUGGUCGCUAAUGCAGCAAUUUAG